This is a messenger RNA of Anopheles coluzzii, 1360 nucleotides long. RefSeq names its product lysophospholipase-like protein 1. NCBI's taxonomy places the organism in Eukaryota, Metazoa, Arthropoda, Insecta, Diptera, Culicidae. The transcript has 2 exons. Gene Ontology annotation, cellular component: cytoplasm. The record is from RefSeq and is a predicted model, not a curated record. Gene Ontology annotation, biological process: protein depalmitoylation. Gene Ontology annotation, molecular function: carboxylic ester hydrolase activity; palmitoyl-(protein) hydrolase activity. The coding region runs from base 166 to 918 and encodes 250 amino acids.
UGCAGCACCGACGACACCAACACGAUAUCGGCCACCAAAUCGUGCACGUCGUGUUUUCGUUCGUUCGUUCGAAAAGAUUUUGUUUUUCAUUAGUGUUGUAACCGCUUUGCGUACGAUAUCAGUUUUCUUUGCUCAGCUCAAGCUUCAUUAACCAAUCUUAGCGUAAUGCGAUUGAUAGAGAAGGUGUUUAAUCCGACGGGCAAGAAACAUGCUGGCACGUUGAUCUUCUUUCAUGGUUCUGGCGACACUGGCAAUGGAUUGACGGAAUGGAUUCGGUUUCUGCUGGGCCGGGAUAUGGAGUUUCCCCACAUCAAGGUGAUCAUCCCGACCGCACCGGUACAACCGUACACCCCGAUGGGGGGCGAAAACUCGAACGUGUGGUUCAACCGGAAGCGCAUUGAGAUGGACUGCCCGGAAAUACGGACGUCGCUUGCCUCGAUCUACGACACGGUGAACGAAAUGCUGGUGCGCGAGCUGGCUGCCGGCGUGCCGCUGAACCGGAUCGUCGUCGGCGGUUUCUCAAUGGGCGGCGCACUGGCCAUGCACGCCGGCUACCAUCUGAAUCGCGAUUUGGGCGGUGUCUUUGCCAUUUCGUCAUUCCUGAACACCGGCAGUAUCGUGUACGAUUCGCUGGAAGGCGUUGCGCAGGACGAGCACCUGCCGGAGCUGCUGAUGAUGCACGGCGAGCGGGACACGCUGGUACCACCGGAAUGGGGACAGACCACGUUCGAUGAGCUGGCCAAGCUGGGUGUGCGUGGUCAGUUCGUACCGCAUCGUACCGCGCUGCACGAAAUCAAGCGCGAUCAGCUGGUGCGCGUUAUCGACUUUGUGCAGAAGAUUAUUCCGGAACCGGAGGACAACGUAUUCGAAACACCGGCACCCGACACAACGAAGGUCAGCAAAAAGGGAAAGCUAUGACGGAGUUCAUAUCGAAGCGAUAAGAUAAAAGCGCGUUGAAUGCGCUUCCAACAACCUUGCGAUCGUGGGGACAACGUUACGCGAAAUUGGUGUAUUGUACGCUGCAUUGUACGCGUUGAUUGAGCAAGAUAAGGAAAUGGUAUAAUGUGAUUAGCGGAAAUCGGUUUGUCGGUUAAGAUUUCCUGCAUAGGGAGGUAAACAAACGAGCUACAAACGUACACAUACACACAGGAUUGUCAUUCACAACAAAACACAAUUUGGUCUAAAAAUAAGGCUGCGCGAAUGCAGUUAAGCGCAUAAGCGGAGAAUGGAUGUUACUAUUCUUAGUAUCCUCGUGGCCGUUCGUGAUGGCUCGUGUGUCAGUUUUAGUUUCCCUUGGCUUAAGUUAAGCUUUGGGCAACAUUAAGGUGCGAAGUAAAUAAACCCCUUUUCUACAAUACAA